CAGCCUCAGUGAGACUGAAGCUGCUCAGCUAGCAGUAGGUAAUGAGUCUUUGUGCAGAGUGAAGCUCUUGUCGCUGAACAAUAAAGCAUAUGGUACCAGCAAUAAAACACAGUGCUGGGAAAUUUAAGAAGAUUCUGUUGGAAGUAGGAAGACAGUGAAUAUGUCACACGUUAUAAAAUGAUGAUCAAUCUAUUUUGGUUCCUAAUUAAUAAAAAGAGUGCAUGGAUUGGAAAAACAACAUUUUGAACAGGUACAUGUGACAGCGUUGCAGCUAUGAGUGGAAUUUUAAAGAGGAAAUUUGAAGAAGUUGAUGGCUCCUCACCCUGCUCCUCUGUGCGGGAAUCUGAUGAUGACAUUUCUAGCAGUGAAAGUGCGGACAGUGGUGAUAGUGUCAAUCCAUCCACUUCUAAUCAUUUUACCCCUUCAUCGAUCCUGAAGAGGGAGAAGCGGAAAAGGACAAAGAAUGUUCAUUUUAACUGUGUUACCGUGUACUACUUCACAAGAAGGCAAGGCUUCACCAGUGUCCCGAGUCAAGGAGGAAGCACAUUGGGCAUGUCCACUCGUCACAACAGCGUGCGUCAGUACUCCCUUGGAGAAUUUGCAAUGGAACAGGAGAGGCUUCAUCGAGAGAUGUUAAGAGACCAUCUAAGGGAGGAGAAACUUAACUCUUUAAAACUGAAGAUGACAAAGAAUGGUACAGUGGAAUCUGAAGAGGCUAAUACUCUGACAUUGGAUGACAUUUCUGAUGAUGAUAUUGAUUUAGACAACACAGAAGUAGAUGAAUACUUCUUUCUACAACCUCUACCAACAAAAAAACGUAGGGCGCUGCUACGAGCCUCUGGAGUGAAAAAGAUUGAUGUGGAAGAAAAACAUGAGCUGCGGGCUAUCCGCCUAUCCAGAGAGGAUUGUGGUUGUGACUGCCGAGUGUUCUGUGAUCCAGAAACGUGUACUUGCAGCCUGGCAGGCAUAAAAUGCCAGGUGGAUCGUAUGUCUUUUCCAUGUGGUUGCACUAAAGAAGGGUGCAGCAACACAGCAGGUAGAAUUGAAUUUAACCCCAUCCGUGUACGGACUCACUUUUUGCAUACAAUAAUGAAGCUUGAAUUGGAAAAAAAUAGAGAGCAGCAAGUUCCUGCACUAAAUGGUUGCCACACUGAGGUAAGUGCUCACACUAGUUCUCUGAGUACAGCACCCCACCCGGUAGAAUAUUCACUUGCAGAGAAUUUUGAGAUUGAAACUGACCCCCAGGCUGCAGUGAUGCACCUGCAGUCUGCUGAAGAUUUGGAUUGUCCUGGGGAAGAGGAGGAGGAGGAAGAAGAUGGAAGUAGCUUUUGUAGUGGAGUUACAGAUUCUAGUACACAAAGUUUAGCACCCAGUGAAUCUGAUGAUGAUGACGAUGAUGAAGAGGAGGAGGAGGAAGAAAAAGCAGAUGAUUUUGUGGAAGGCAUGGGGUCCCAUGCCGAUGUGGUGCCUCUUCCUUCUGUCCUUUGCUAUUCUGAUGGCACUGCAGUACGUGAAAGCCACUCUAAAAAUGCCUCAUUCUAUGCUAACUCUUCAACUCUGUAUUACCAAAUAGAGAACCAUGCCCCUGGCAGUAAUAACCAGAUCACUGAGACCUAUUCAGAAAGGGACACUGUUAAAAAUGGUAGUCUUUCUCUGGUGCCUUACAAUAUGACUUCAGAGCAGUUUGUUGACUACACACGGCAAUCAGAGGAAAGUUACAGCAGCUCUCAUUACCCUUCUGCAAACCCCUCUGUGAUAGUUUGCUGCUCCUCUUCAGAAAGUGAUAACAGUGUUCCAUGUAAUAGUUUAUACACUGAACAUAGGCCAAGCCACCCUCAAGUGGAAUUUCACUCAUACUUGAAAAGUACCUCUCAAGAUGGAUUUGUUUCAGCUUUGAACGGUGACAGUCACAUACCAGAGCAAGCUGCUGAGAAUUCUAUAAGCCUUUCAGAAAAGAGCAGACUGCAUGAAGAGUGUAUCAAAUCAUCUGUAGUGGAAACAGUACCUGUUUAAUUUAUUAAGAUAUUCUAGGACUGAAUCCCUUUAUUUAAAUGCACUCCAAUUGGAUUUCCUAGAAUCAUAAUUUUUUAAGCUGUGGACUAAGAAAACUUGGACUAUGGUUAAUAUUCCAGACACAUUUUGUUUUUUUCUUUCAAGCUACAUGGCUGUGGCAUUGCACAAAAACAGUUCAUGUAAAGAUUAAAAACAGAAAUCAAACUGUCUUUUGAUAGAAAAUGUAUAAAUUAAAAAUAUAUACAUAUUUCAAAGUAGCCUACCUGUCAAACUAUGUGGAACCUGCCAAGCUAUCUGAAUCAAAGCUUCAUGUUUUUGAUUGUUGGGCCUGUGCAAGAUUGUUAAACUGAUACUUUGAAAUAAUCAUGUUUAGAGUCCUACAUUUUCAACAUAUCUGAAAAAGAUAGUGACUUUUUAUGUAAAAGUAAUUAAUGUAUGAAAAAGGUUUAGGUGUUCUGUACUGUAUUUUAUUUAUGGUAGUUUAGUACUCAUGUUUUGAUAAAAAUGAACAGCAUGUUCAUUUGAGUUGAAAAUCCAUAGCUAGUUCAGCAGAGCAUGCCCACGUAAAUUUCAUCUGGCGUACCAUAUACAUUUUUUAUAACUACUCUUAGCAACUGAUCUUAAAAUACAUUCUUUACAAUUCAUUACGUCUGUUUUUACUCUUUUUGACAGACAAAUCUGUGAGUAAGGGGGCAUUUAUAUUUUGUAUAAAGGUGAAAGGUAGGACAAUCCUCCAUUAAUGUCUGAAUCAAUGACAACCCACAGUUAACUCCCCCUAGAGAAAAUUGAUGUUGUGUAUAAGGACAAAGCAGUAGUUUAUAAACUUGCACAGCACCUUUUAGUCCCAGAAAUAUUCAGCUUACUAAUGCACUUUAGUGCCAUUUUGCAGUACCUUAUUAAUUGUGGGUACUGUGAACUAUUUUGGAGAUAUGCCAUAGCUCCAGAUUGUGAGAUCUAUAUAAUAGACCGGCAUCUUACAAUUCAUUGUAAUAAAACUGAUACAAGUUUUCCCAAGCCAGUAUAUGAAUGCUUAAAUAAGUAAUUAGUAAGAGCAAAGAGUCAUUCUGUUAGGAGGUUAAAGGAAGCAUGGAAAACCGUUUACGUUUUUCUAGAUUCUUCUACCUAUUUAGCAAUCUUUACAAAAUAAGAGCCUGAUCCAAAGCCCAUUGAAGCCGUUCAGUGGGCUUUUGAUCAAACCCUAAAUGUACAAAGUCACUUAAUUACUCUGAUGAUAACAGUAUUAGGUACCAGAAUCUGUAUAUUCAACUAGGACACUAGUGUCAGAAGUUUUAUAGUUGUGAAAAUUUGUAGGCAAAUUCUAAUGCAUUACGUGCAUCAUUCAUUAUAACCUGAUUUUCAUUUUACUUUUUAAAAGGGACAAUGAGAAUUACAACACAUGCUGCAUCCCAACCCUUAAAUUAUCUGGACUUGGUUUUUCUAGAGAAGAACUUCUUCUAGGAGUUCAUUUUCAACACGUUUAUUAGAUAUACCUAGCUGUGCAUUGCCUUAUUUUAAAAUGCAAUAGGACACUUCUUAAACUGUUUUGAUAUUUUGGUCCUUCUACUGAUAUUGAAGUAUCAUUAUAUAUCUGUUAGUUGGAAAUGAUUGUCUUUUUUGUCAAAUUACAGCAUCUGCUGCUUAAUUUUUAUCUCUGUCAAAUUGAGUUUUUUUAGGGGUACAGAUGUAAGCAUAUUGUAGAUUUCAACUCUGUACCAAUUCUUCUUCUGCUGAAUCACUUUUUAUAAAAUCAGCUACAAUGUUCCAGGUAGAAAAACUAUCAUGCUAAAAAGAUGUUCUCUGAAAAAGAAGUUGUGACUUAAUGGCUCUUUUAUGAAACCAUUGCACACCAUUUUCAAGUCAAUUGUUUUACACUAAAUUGGCAAAAUAUUUUUAUAUUUUCUCGUAACAUGAGGGAGCUGUUUUGUUUAUUUGUUCCCACAUUGAUUCAUGAAUGUCUUCAUUGGGAUUCCUUUGAGAUAAAAGCCCUGGUUCAAUAAGAAUUGCAUACUUCAUUUGCAUGGCAUUCCUGUCUCCUGGGAAAGUGCAGACCGCUUGGACUUGCUGUCUAAAGUAGCCAUUCUAGCAAGUCAUCUGUUCCUUGUUCACAGUAGAAACUUCUUUUCUUUCCCUGAAGGGUGUGUAGUCAGUUCAGACAGGUGUUCUCAGCUUUGACACAGCAAAUGGUAUUCUUUAUUUUUAAAGAGAAACAGCUUAGAAACAUUGGAUAAAAAGAAGUAUGCAGGUUACUGAUAAUAUUGUCUUGAUAACAGAGCUCUCUUAAUUUACAGAGCCCCUGUAACAAAUCACUGGGCACAUGUGUACACAUCACAGAAACCUGGCACACGCCACACUAGCACUUAAAGCACAAACCUCUAGCUAACACAGUAACUGUGAGUGAGUAGCAGGUUCUUAACUUCAGUGUGGAUUGGCCACUAGAAGGAGACAUAAUUAUGCACAUUUAACCAAUGUAUUACGUUCUGGUGAAAAUAAGAUUUUUACUUCAUUAUUUGCCCUGUUAUGGAGCAAUAAGAAAUUAUUUUCUUAGUCUCUAACUUUCCACAUGAAGAAAAUCUUCAGCGACAUUAGAAAGAAAAACACUCAGAAAAGUAAGUAAUUACGUAAAGCACGUCUCAACUAGCUUUAAAAUAGCGAGAUGGCUGCUGCUGUGCUUCUUCGUUACCAUUUAUAGUGCAAUAGAGUUCAGAGAAUCUGAUCAAGAUGGGCCCCCUGUGCUAGGUGCUGUAUAACCAUCUCUAGGUCCUGAGACCUGCUAUUAUAGUAUUAGAACUAAACAUGGGCCCUGCCCGCAAGAGCUUACAAUCUAAGACGACACACAACAUACAAAGGGAUGGGAAUAGGGAGGUGAUUAAAUAAUAUUUUGCUAUAUUUUCCACAAGUAAAGUUGGGAACAGUUAUGAGGAGUCAAAAGACAUAGUAGCUGGAGUUUGAAUUUGGAGGAAAAGAGCCACUGGCUUAAGGCAGUGCUUUUCAACCUGUGGGCCACAGACCUCUGCGGGGUCACAAACUAUUUCUAAGAUUUCCAAAGGGGGCUGCACAUCCAUUUGAAGUUUUUUAGGAGUCCGCAAAUGAAAAAAGGUUGAAAACCACUGACUUAAGGAAAAGCUUUGUUUUGUGGUUUGGUUAAACCUUGAGAUUUGUUAGUGCUUUUCAACCUCCUUCCCUUGGCCAACCUAUAGUGCCCUACUGCUCAGUUAAUAGUAAUAGAUUUCCUGUGUUGGUUGCUAAUACUUUCACUUUUGUAAACCUUAUUUCCAUGUGCUAAAAGGGUUAUGUUGUUAAAUUGCAAAUAGCCAUGUGUGUCUUCUGUACAGAUUUGGCACAUCGUUUGUUGCCACAUUUAUGUUAAUGAUUGGUCUCCAUUCCUUGUUUGUGCUUAAAAAGCUUUACAUCCCUAAGAUACUUGAUGCCUGGUAAUAGACGUUGACAAGAAACAGGAUAGUUUUGAAAGUCAUUCUGUAAAUUGAGACAAGGUGGGUGAAUGAGCUACUGGUAUUUAUUGGACCAACUUCUGUUGGUGAAACAGACAAGCUUUUGAGCUACACAGGGCUCUUCUUCAGGUCCUGAAGAAAUGUCCUGAAGAAGAGCUCUGUAUAGCUCAAAAGCUUGUCUGUUUCAUCAAGAAAGUUGGUCCAAUAAAAUAUAUUACCUCCCCCACCUUGUCUCAGCAGCGUCCUGGGACCAGCACAACUGCAACAACACUACAAACAGUCUGUAAGGUGGCAGACCAUGCUUUCUUUGGAAAUAUGUUCCUAGUACUCUUUUUCCCCUAAUAAUUUAUGUACUUGUAACACUAAAACAUUUUCUUCUGGUACAACAUAAAAGAAUUUGCACACUGAAGAUUAGUAAAAACAGCACAGAACUGACUGCAUUUUUUCCUAAUGAAGUAAAUCUAGCUUCUCUUGGAAGAUACAACCAACUAGCUUGCAUAUUAAGCUUUAACUAAAGUUAAAUAUGAAGCUAGAAAUUUGCUGGCAAAAUUAUGGCCAUUGUAAUUGUUUCCAAGGAGCUAUAACUCAUUCCAACUGGAACAUUCACUUAAAAAGAAAAUUGGCCAGGAAAAAAAAUGCAACAAUUAUCUAAAAUUGUAUUGUUAUGUUUCAUAAAAAAAAUUCUGAUUGAGUGCAUGCCAGAGAGAUGAGUAAAUUUUGAUGUAAAAUUAUUAUUGAUAAAGCCGGCCAUUUAAAAUUGUACAAAUUACUAAUUCUUUGUUGAGUUCUAACAACAAUAGUUCCAUUUUAUACCUUUGCAUUUGCCUUGGGUCAGGGAAAUUCUGAUCAGUUAUCAACAAACAGCACUCACACCUGCAAAGCCUAUUGCUCAAAGAAACCUGUUAUUAAUAGUUAUAUUUGGUUCAGUCCUCCCAUUGAUUUUUUUAAAGUGCUCUGAGUUUCUCUAAAAUGUCAUAGUACUAGUUGUAAUAACAUUCUACAAAAUGUCCAGUAUUCAUGGUUUUGUUACUCACUAGAAUGCUCAUAGAUUGGGGGCCAAAUGCUCAAUUUAAUUUUGUGUGGCCUGCAUCACCACAUGUUUUGAGAAAUUCAUUCACGCAACAGUAACCUCUCAGCUGGGAGCAGACUCUUCAAUAAACCAAACCUGGCUGUUACAGGUUACAUAAAAACCUCAGCAAGACAGAUAAUUUAUUUUGUCAUGGUUUUUAAUAUUUAAAGUUGUGUUUGGCAUUGUGGGAGGCAGCAUUGCCUAGCGGAGCACUGGACUGGGAUUUAGGCGACCUAGGUUCUAUUCCUAGCUCUGCCAAUGGCCUGCUUUGUGACUUUGGAUAAGUUACGUUACCUCUUUGUGCCUCAGUUUCCCCAUCUGUAAAAUGGGGAUGAUGAUACUGAGUCUUGACUCUGCUCCCCCUCCCCAGCACACUACCCAGCAUAUCUGAGCCAGGGCAGGGGGGAAGUCAUCUGCUACCAGCAUAGAUCACUAGCAGAUUCCUGCCCCACUGAAGCAAGGGAGGAACCAGCCAGGGCAAGAAUUAUGUCUCUGGCUCAAUUCUUUCCCUGGACUGCUCUGGGGCAGUGCAGUUGUGCAUCACUCAGAGCUAGAAGGAAAGAGACAAUCUGGUCCAUUGUAGUGUUUUAAGAGGAUCUGCUGAAUAACAGAUUAGCCUGGUGGGUUAAUGAUCGUGCUCUACAUUGUAGCCUGGCGACCUGGGCUUGAUUAUUGCUCUAAUUGUUUCAUUUCCUGAAUCAUUCAGGGCUGAAGGCUGUGUACCAUGGGGAUGAUAAAAAAAGGCAAAUCCUCAGGUCUUAGUCAGGGAUGUGCAGCUCCCCUGGUGGGGCCAAAGAGCAAAUAUAGCCUUUAUUGUGCUUACAAAUCAUUUGAUGUAAAAUAUUAAUAAUAAUAAAUGGUAGAAUUAACUCAGAUGAUAAUAUAUUCUAUAGAAUUUAUUUCUAAAAUAUAAAGUCUGAGCAGUAUUUUUUUAAAAUUAAUAGUAGAAAACUACUGUUAUUUUCAGAAAAUAAAACAGAUGUAAGCAAAGGGCCCAGUUCCUUAACAUGUUCCAUAAUGAGUAUGAGAAAUCUCAAAAUUUGCUUCUUAAAAAAAUUUCCAACAUUCUUUUUAAAAAAAUGCACUUUGUUUAAUUUUGCUGUUCUCAGUGAUCACUUGACAUGCUAAUAAUUCUCUUUUUUCUCCAAGAGGGAUGCAAUCCAAAGCAAGAAAAUGGUGAUGUAAGAAACAAGUUUUCUUGAUUAGUUACAAAAAUAGAGUAUAUAAAGUACAAGAGCUCUCCAGGGGUCUUUAUUUUCCCCUAGAAUUACAAGGCAACUUCCAACUUACUUGGUAUUAAUGUGCCACAGGUAGCAUUGUUAUCUGGGGAGAAGGGUUUUAAAUUCCUUUUGUGAGAGCUGCUUGAGUUCCCUGCCUCCCAAGCAGCCUACAUUAUGGCAUUUACUAUAGACAUCUCCAGUUCACCUGGCACACACGUUUUGAAGAAUUUAGUGUUUUGUAGCUUUGCUCUGUUUGUAUCUUCCCUGAAAAAGUUUUGCUUUGAGAUGAGGCUUUACAUUAAGGAAGAGCUGAAAUGUGGGUCUAAAAUGAGGUAUGUCUCUCUGAAAAGGGAAGGUUGAGAGGUAUAUUGAGUGUUAGUGUUCUGGAGGACCCAAGGUUGGCAGAUGGUGCAUCAGGGUGUCCAGUAGCACAGAGGGGACACUGUCGUUUGCUCCUGGAGGCUAAAGAGCCACACCCAGGGAGCUUUACAGCUUGGCUUCUCAGAUGGAAAGUCUCCCGUUUUUCAAAUAGACCCAGAGAAAAUGAAGAGGCAAAUGUAUUAUUUAUUUGUUUAAUCCUUUUUUACUUACGCCUCAGCAGUGAUUGAGUCUGUCAAACUGUUCAUACUGUAGAAUGUUCAACAGAUGCUUUUGUUGAACCUCAAGUGGUAACAAGUCCACAAGAAAAUGAAAAGAACAUGUUGCCCUGUGUUUAAUAUAUGUACUUCCUUUCCCCCAUCCCCCACUCCUGCAUAAAAGGUUUCCACAGCAGCCAAGGAAAGCCUAAAUAGUUUUAUAUACUGUCUGGAGGAAUAAUGGAAAAUAUAUUGACAAACAUGGCUCCAGUCUUAACCAUGCACCCAGUUAAUGCAUCUGCGCUGACAUGGAUUUUUUUGGAAGAAGGCCUUCGUUAUCUUGAUGGCAAAGGAAAAGUUUCAUAAAAAGGAGCAAAAAUUGAGAUAAAGAGGGGCCCAGAGCAGGCACCAUAAGUCUGUCUUCACUAGAAAUUAAGUUGUGUUAGAACAUGACAUGAGUUGUGUUAACUAAUGUUGUUAAACACAACUUUGCAGCAAGUAUGUACAGGAAAAAGACGUUUAACAUCAUGUCAGCUGGUCAUGAGCAAACAUCAGUGAAACCAUAGGUUUAAUCACAACCAGUGGAUAGUGUGAAACACAGCUUGCCCCUGUCUACCCUGACUGCAAAGUCAUGUUUAACAUUGAGUUAGUUGACACAGCUCCUCAGGAUCUUGUUCUAACAUGACCUAAUUUCCAGGUAUCAACAAACUAUAAGAGUAAAGAAGACAUAUAGGUCCUCCUGAGUAAGGGAGUUAGGCAUUCAGCUCCCAGUAAGAGUCAAUGCUAGUUGGACACCUAACUCCCUUAGACUCCUAUGAGCCCUAUUUUUUUCUGGAUUACUGAUGUGGGCCUACAUUUUUGUUUUGGAUUAUGUGUGAAAGCCAGCCCUUUUGGUAUGCUUGGGGUUUACUGUGAAACCACCCAUCCACAGGUGAGUCUUUGAUAUGCAGGCUAACCCUGGUGUUUCAGGCUUCUCAACAGGGUUAUAUUUUUGUGUGCACUGCCAGCUGCUUCUCUUAAAACAAACAAACAAAAAAAUGUCUUGCUGUUAUGUGAACAUGUGCCACUCUACUUUAUUUUCAAAUUGUUCCGCACAAAAGAACUAUUAGGGUAAUUUUAUGUGUAACUAUUUCAAAAUAUGAAGUGUUGUAGUGAAUGUUCACAUAACAGCAAGACUUUUUUUGUUUUAUAUAUAUUAUAUAUAUAAUGCCCAUAACUGGGCCCUUCUUUUAAUUGACUGACUGUAGGCACUUCUAUGGAAAUAUGUCUGAAGUGUAGUUUGUGAAAAAUGUUUUAAAAGUGUUUGAUGUAAAAUAAGCGCUAGACAUUUAACAGUGCAGAAUUAGUCAAAAUCUGUAGAUUACAAAUCUGUUCCUAACAGCCUCAGCCUGUAAUAGUGUCUUAGUAAAGUUGAUCUGCUUUAUUUUAGUUAAUCGCAUUUCUGGUGUAAUAGCCUUUUGAAAAUAAAAUUAUUAAUACAUAUGUACUGGUUAAUACCUGUGAAUAUAGAAUAUGGCACUUCGUUAUUUUGAUAUGGUUUCACUUAAAACUGAUAGAGUAUAUCAAUUUUGUAAGAAAAGUCAUUCAGCAUUUAUUAUAAAGACAUUUUUCAUGUUAAAAAUACCUUUGGUUGGUCGAACAAAUAUCUGCUAUGUAAAAUUUAUAUUGUCUACCAUGGCCAUAUAUUUUAAAAGAUUCAGCAAUAUAUGUGCAAGAAUAUUAACGGUGCUUCUGAAACUCUGUGAGCUCACAGUUGGUGAUAAAAAGACAGUAAGUAAUAUGGUUAAUAUUAUAUUAAAUCACAGGUUCAAAAGCACUUUGAGUUAUUUGUCCUUCAAACAGAUAUAACCAAUUCAAUUGUUAAAUACAAUGGGAAUUGCAGUGUAACAGUAUAAUUAUACAGUAGUAGUUGAUUUAAAAAUUGUAUAUAACUCCUAACUAACAAUUUUUGAGAAAAAUAGUUGUACUGCCAUAUAAUUAAAAUAUUUUAUUUUCCAUUAUAACUGGUCUUACAUGCUAAAAUUAUGAGGGUUUCAACAGUAAAGCAACAUUUUAUUUAUUGGACUGUUUUCAAACUGAGAAGUGAAUGGAAAGAGAGUUCAUCUUGAAAUCAAAAUACCUACGUACAUGAAAAUCAUUGAACAUUACAAAUUCAUGAUGAGUUACACAUUUCCUAGAUUGAUUUCCUUUGUUUUAUAAAUUGUAAACUCAAAGAUGCCAAAGGGUAAUAUAAGCUACAAUAACAUUCAACAGAACUUAACCUGGACCUUAUGUUGUAAUAAUUUAUUCAAAUUACCUGUAUUCUUCUGUAUUUAUAUUUUCAGUAUUUAUUAUGAAUGAUAUGGAAAUUGAUGUAUUUAUUGUGGCUUAUUACUGCAAUGUACAUAUUAUAAAAUUAGCAUUUUUAAGUCUUAACAUUAGGUUUCUUUUUGUUUAUCAGUGGCACUCGUAUUCUCCUGUAUUUUUAUUAUAUAUUGUACAAUAUAUAUUGUCCAUUUGUUUGCAACACAGUAAAACAGGUUUCUACGUUACAUCA
Molecule: messenger RNA, 10862 nt
Organism: Chrysemys picta bellii (western painted turtle)
Lineage: Eukaryota; Metazoa; Chordata; Testudines; Emydidae
Gene: CSRNP3
Product: cysteine and serine rich nuclear protein 3
Biological process (GO): regulation of transcription by RNA polymerase II
Cellular component (GO): nucleus
Molecular function (GO): DNA-binding transcription factor activity, RNA polymerase II-specific; sequence-specific DNA binding
Source: RefSeq, a predicted model, not a curated record